Bombina bombina (fire-bellied toad) is the source of this 4003-nucleotide messenger RNA. RefSeq names its product thioredoxin domain containing 12 (gene TXNDC12). The transcript is spliced from 7 exons. Lineage: Eukaryota; Metazoa; Chordata; Amphibia; Anura; Bombinatoridae. Gene Ontology annotation, cellular component: endoplasmic reticulum. The coding region runs from base 72 to 572 and encodes 166 amino acids. The record is from RefSeq and is a predicted model, not a curated record.
ACAUCACUUCCUCCCGUUACAGUGUUGUGUAUUUUCCCCUGCCCGGUGUGCAGCGCUCUCACUGUAAGGACAUGACGGUCCCUGCUGCUCUCGCUGGCCUCCUCCUGUUGCUGCUCGGCCUGAGCCUAGUGUGUGGCCGCUCCGAACUGGGCCGCGGAUUUGGGGAUCAUAUCCACUGGAGAACCAUGGAGGAUGGAUUGCAGGAGGCAGCUGCUAGCGGACUUCCUCUUAUGCUCAUUAUCCACAAGACCUGGUGCGGAGCCUGCAAAUCAUUAAAACCAAAAUUUGCUGAGUCUAAGGAGAUCUCUGAGUUAUCUCAUAAUUUUGUGAUGGUCAACGUGGAGGAUGAAGAAGAGCCCAAAGAAAAAGAUUACAGCCCUGAUGGGGGAUACAUUCCUAGAAUUCUUUUCUUGGAUCCCAGUGGUAAAGUCCACGCAGAGAUAAUUAAUUCCCAGGGAAACCCAAGUUACAAGUAUUUCUACAACACUGCAGAUCAAGUUGUUGCUGCUAUGAAGGAAGCCCAAGAGAAGCUGACGGGAGACUCCUUCCGUAAAGCAACAGAUGAAUUGUAACAUCCAACAUCCUCCAGACAUCAGCUGUGAACAGACCCCAGUAAUCUGCUGCGUGGGGCAUCUGCCAUGGGUGUAGCUGAAUUUUUACAGCGACUGCAGGGCUAGUAAUGGGGGGGGAGCUGAAAACAGGGAUAGAAAGGCAGCUAACGGCUCUCGGUCAUACCUACACCUAUGUCUGUGGUUAUUUUCCACAUCUGCCUCCUCAUACUUGUUCUACAUAAUUUCUUCAGGGCUUAAAUGGGCUCCAUAUUCAUAAAAAUGAAACCCUUAUCCUAGUAUGUUGUCUCACAUUUUUAAAAUCAUCAUGGAUACAUUUUCUCUGUCUCAUGGUUGCUCACCUUCCCUAGAAACCGCCAGCAUGUGCUCUUCCUGCCCAUAUGACGUAGCGCCUGCUCUUUACUACACAUGCACCUAGUCUUUAGACUUGAAGCGAGGUGCUUAAAUUUGAAUUACUACCCUGCAAAACUACAGAUAAAUUCUGAUGUUCUGCAAGGGGUGUGGAAGACAUUCGUGGCAGUAUGACUGAAAAUGGCCCAUACCAUUGGUGGCAGUGUGUAAAAAAACAAACCGGUUGUUUAUUAAAGGGACAGUCUACACCAGAAUUUGUAUUGUUUUAAAAGAUAGAUAAUCCCUUUAUUAUCCAUUCCCUAGUUUUGCAUACCCAACAGUUAUAUUAAUACACUUUUUACCUUUGGGAUUAUCUUGUAUCUAAGCCUCUGCAAACUGCCCCCUUAUUUCAGUUCUUUUGAAAGACUUGCAUUUUAGCCAAACAGAUCUGGCUCCUAGGUAACUCCACGUGCGUGAGCACAGUGUUAUCUAUAUGACACACAUGAACUAACACCCUUUAGUGGUGAAAAAUUGUCAAAAUGCAUUCAGAAAAGAGGCGGCCUUCAAGGUCUAAGAAAUUAGCAUAUGAACCUCCUAGGUUUAGCUAUCAACUAAGAAUACCAAAGGUACAAAGCAAAAUUGGUGAUAAAAGUAAAUUGUUUAAAAUUACAUGCCCUAUCUGAAUCAUGAAAGUUUAUUUUGGACUAGACUGUCCCUUUAAGCCUUACUUUUUAAUUUAGUUUCUCAUAUGCGCUGCCACCAAUGUCUUCUAUAUCCUACAGCAAAUCCACUAAAAAUAAAGCCUGAUGUGACACAAGUCAUAUAGAAGACAUUUAUGGCAGUGCGUGUGGAAACCCCCCCACAAAUAUUGCAAAUAGUAUGGUGGUACCACAGUAGAUUCAUCCCCAAUGUUUUUAGGUAAACCAGAAUUGUUUAUAGUCCCUUUUAAAUAAAGCUGGUCUUGUAGCGGUCAAGGUGUGGGAGGAGCCCUCUGGGUUUAAUACAGUUCAUUGCGCAAAGUCUCAAUGUUACAAACAAGUUGAACAGAGUUGAUGACAUCAGGUUUGCGCUUGUUCUCUCGGCUUCUUUUUACGGCCAUAAAAUGUAAUUACACCCAGGAGAAAUUAUGGUAAGAAUGUGUGAGGACCUUAUUUAAAUGAAGGAGGGGAAACGCAUGAUUGUGUCCCUGCUACUACACAGGUACUCGUCCCCCUGUCCUCCACUUCUAUGUGAUUUUACCACUCGAGGACAUGUUGCAUUAUACACUUGCUGGAUUUUAUGUAAUAAAUAUUCCCUGUCUUACCAGCAAGGCUAUGUGAUAACUGGUCCUCACUAUUAACCGAAAACACUGAAAUAUGAAGUUAUUAAUAUUGUUUUCUUAGUACUCUUGCGCUUGUCAGGUGACUGCAGGGUUAAUUAGCGCUCUAUCAGCCUGACAUACGCCUAGCGCGCAGUAUCAUUACUGUAAGGUGCAGGGACAGUUUACUUUCAGAGAUUUUUAUAACUUCACUUUUAAAAUAAAAUCUUUGCUAUAUAUUUAUAAAGUUAGGUGCACUUCAUUACUCUUGUAUAGUUACAUAAACCUAUAAAUGCCAAGGAGGUUACAACCUGAUGCCUUGUUUCUAAGGGUAUCUUGAGAAUUCAGUGACAGAUUUACAGAGCGUCACUGGAGAUGAUGGAACAAUUCAUGGUUUGUUUUGAGAUUGUGCUAAUAUAAAGCACGGUGUAAUUGUAUAUGAGGGGUAGCAACGCUCGUGACAUAAGCAAGAGCAGCUCAGGAUUUUCAUGCCAUAUUAUACCUGAAAUGUUUUCUGUAUAGUAUUCACAUAUUCAGCUUAGGUUUGCCAGUGUAGCAGUAUUUAUUUGUGAUGAUGAGUGGUGUUUUGUACCGAAUUUGGUGCAUGUGUUAACCCUUUCUGUGCCAAAUAACCUAGAAGCACUUUCUACCAGCAUUAGGCAGAAAUCAUUUGUAUUGAGGGGAUUAUACUCAUUCUAAUUAUUCAGAAGUGUGGGUUGUAGAUUAGCUUUUUUGGUAUCAUUAAGCCAUACUCUAGGUAAGCACAGUACCACAUUAUGGUACUUGGUGUGAAUCCAUACCUCAUGCUAAAACUACUAUGAUUUGCUGGUGUCUGUGGCGAGCUGUUUCACAGGGAUAUAGCAUGGCACCCCAACCCCCUUAGCUAGCACUUGGAGCUAUACAGUAGACUGUAUUGGCACUUUGCUUUGGCAUGUACUAUUAAUGUAUUUCCUGCUGGUACAUGUCAGUCUAUACCUGGUAGUAUAGCCUAGUAUAAACAUUUGCUUCUUUAUGACGCAGUAUAGCAGUUUCAGGCACUUGGUAUGGAAACAUACCCGCAGUGGUUAUUUGGUAUGUGGCCCUACCAAUGGGAAGCUGCCUGUUUGCUGAGAGAUGACAUAGGAUCACUUCCUUAUUUGUCAUUUGCUGUGGAAUUGUUCCCUUGCCUUUAAGAUCUUAUGGAAUUGUCCCUGUUGCUGUCAGUAGCAUUGGUUCCUUGACUUCCUGUUUUGUCUUCUGUUACUAUAGCCUUUGCUCAGAUGGUUUUGGAUUGUGUCGGUUCCCAUAACUGGCACAUUGAAGGACCAGUCCGCUUGCUUGCACUGUACUGAGAUAAUGAAUAGGUACUUUCAGGAAUCUGGCGCUGUACUGAUCACUGCUCAGGAUAAAGGGCAUCACGUUGUUCUGCUCAGAAACUUCUUUCCUUGCAUGGGGAUGAGAUAGAAUUUGAUCAUAAGAACCGGCUAUUGUUCCUGCUGCCGCAUUUUCUCAUGUCAUUAGUUUGGGGUGAAUUUUGCUAGUUACGGUGCUAUGCUUACGGUUAUAUGCAUUUAUGUGACACUGCACAGAGCAAUUAUUUUGACCAUCUUAAGAAAAUGUUUGGUUUGGGGUCCGCACAUAUAGUUUAUACAGUGGAUGAGCAAAGCUUUGUAUAAUACACAGAUUUAUUUUUUUGUUUACCCCCUUACUAAAUGUGUGGUCCCUGCAUGGCUGUCAGAACCGUGACUUCUACUUAUCCCUGGAAAACACUGUAUGAGUUUUGUAAUACUUGGCUACAAAUGGAAAUAAAGUUUUGUUACAAAAAAAA